UAAAGUGACGCCAAAGUUUAUUACUUCUUUGUUUUCCGCAAUUAGGCCCCCAGGCCUCCUACAGGGUGCUGGCUAUUUUACACUUCAGUUAGAGCUUAGAGAAGACGGUGAGCAGAGCUCAAUAUUUGCACAAAUGAGCUGUCUGCAAGUGGUGUACAUUAUUUAGCAAUUUAUCUGACAUAGGCUGCAAUAGAAAAUCUCAGAUAUACUAACCUAACCCUUUUCCUGCCACUUCAUAUAAAUCAGUAAAAUCAUAAAAAAAAUGGUACAGUACAGCGUUGCUCAGCGAAAAAACGUUCGCAUUUUGUUAGUUGGUGACGCGGGCGUUGGAAAGACAUCACUAAUACUGUCGCUUGUAAGCGAGGAAUUUCCUGAGGAUGUACCACCAAAGGCAGAAGAAAUAACAAUACCCGCUAAUGUAACACCUGAACAGGUACCGACAAAUAUUGUCGAUUAUUCAAGCACUGAACAAAGUGAUGAAACACUGAAUGAAGAGAUACUAAAAGCUCAUGUUGUAUGCAUUGUGUAUAGUGUGGAAGAUGACGUUUCUCUUGACCGCAUAACAUCACAUUGGCUACCUUUGGUACGAAAUGCAAUCGGCACUGAACAGACACGUAAACCUAUUGUGCUGGUGGGCAACAAAGUCGAUUUGAUAGAAUACUCAACCAUUGAUAGUGUAUUGACAAUAAUGGAAGACUUUCCAGAAGUGGAGAGCUGUGUAGAAUGUUCUGCAAAAACGCUGCACAAUAUUUCUGAAAUGUUUUAUUAUGCACAAAAGGCUGUAUUGCAUCCCACAUCGCCACUGUAUAUAAUGGAAGAGCAAGAUCUUACGCCAGCUUGUAAAAAAUCACUUGUACGCAUUUUCAAAAUUUGCGAUAUCGAUGGAGAUAAUCUAUUAAAUGACUAUGAGCUAAACCUAUUUCAACGUCGCUGUUUCAACACACCCCUUCAACCACAAAUACUAGACGAAGUUAAAAUUGUCAUACAAAAGAAUAUACCCGAUGGAAUAUAUCACGAUGCAGUCACACUUAAGGGAUUUCUUUUCCUGCAUUGUCUUUUCAUACAGCGCGGUCGAAAUGAAACCACUUGGGCAGUACUACGUCGCUUUGGUUACAAUGAACAGUUGGAAAUGUGUAAGGAUUAUUUACGACCAACAUUGAAAAUACCACCAGGCAGUAGCACAGAAUUAUCACAUCGGGGCCAGCAAUUCCUUAUAGCACUCUUCGAACGAUAUGAUAAGGAUGGUGAUGGCGCACUUUCACCAGAGGAACAUAAAAUGCUCUUCAGUACAUGCCCAUCGGCGCCAUGGUCAUACUCAACAGAUAUACGCAAAUCAUGUCCCACCAACGAUCAAGGUUGGGUGACGCUCCAUGGUUGGUUAUGUCGCUGGACGUUAAUGACACUUAUCGAUGUUAUGAAAACACUAGAGUACUUAGCUUAUUUGGGUUUCAAUGUACACGAAAACGACAGUCAACUGGCAGCGAUACAUGUGACGCGUGAACGACGCAUCGAUUUGGCCAAACGACAAAGUAGUCGUUCCGUCUAUAUGUGCCAUGUAAUUGGUCCAAAAGGUGCUGGUAAAACCGGUAUGUGUCGUGGAUUUCUGGUAGAUGACAUGAAAAGUCUGAUUGGCAAAGAGUUCCGGACAAAUGUGGUACAUUGUGUCAACACAGUGCAGGUCUAUGGGCAAGAAAAACAUCUGCUUUUACGCGACAUUGAUGUUAAGCAUGCUUUAGAUCCGCUACAACCACAAGAGGUGAAUUGUGAUGUCGCCUGUCUGGUUUACGAUUCCUCAAAUCCGCGUUCAUUCGAGUAUAUUGCACGUAUUUACAUUAAAUACUAUGCUGAGAGUAAAAUACCUGUGAUGAUUGUUGGUACCAAAGGUGAUUUAGAGGAGCGGCGUCAAGAUUACUUAUUGCAGCCGGCAGAGUUUUGUAAAAAAUACAAAAUAUUAGAACCACAUCUGUUUAGCUUGAAGAGUAAUAAAAAAGAGGUUUAUACUAAAUUAGCAACCAUGGCGGCAUUCCCGCGCUUUCAACCCGCAUGGAUACUCUUUUACAAGCACAGGUUGGUACAGCUGUGGGAAUCAGCUCAUCUACGUCAAUUUGGUUUAAUGACAGAGGAUCCGACACUAUGGUGGAAAGCCGGUCUAGGUGUUGCCGCAGCCACAGUGCUGGGCAUUGUUGUGAUGAAAGCACUGCACAGUGCCGCUACGCAUGCGCGUUACUAAACGUACGUCGUAUAUACAAAAAAAAAAAA
This is a messenger RNA of Ceratitis capitata (Mediterranean fruit fly), 2259 nucleotides long. RefSeq names its product mitochondrial Rho GTPase (gene Miro). The record is from RefSeq and is a predicted model, not a curated record. Gene Ontology annotation, biological process: small GTPase-mediated signal transduction; mitochondrion organization. Gene Ontology annotation, molecular function: GTPase activity; GTP binding; calcium ion binding. Lineage: Eukaryota; Metazoa; Arthropoda; Insecta; Diptera; Tephritidae. Bases 263 to 2230 code for a protein of 655 amino acids. Gene Ontology annotation, cellular component: mitochondrial outer membrane. The transcript has 8 exons.